AUGGCAGACGGGCCGCUGUCCAUCCUUUGCUUCGGCGACUCCCUCACCCAGGGCUACCACAGCUUCGGCAUGGGCAAGAAUCCCUACGGCGAGAAGCUCGAGGAGACGCUCAAGGCGGCCAUGCCCGGCCGCGACAUACGGGUCUACGUCAACGGUGUCCCUGGCGACUUCGCCACGGGUCAAGCGUUCAGCCGUCGCCUCCGCCAGGCGUCGAGACGCAUUCGCGCCGGACCAACAGGUGAUGUUCGGCCCUACGAUUGGGUCAUCAUUCUCGGCGGUACAAACGACCUUGCCCGCUGCUGCACCGGGCAGAUGAUCGUCGACGCCCUCAAGGCCUGUUGGGACAUCCCUCUCGCCAAGGGCAGCAAGGUGCUCGCCCUCACCGUGCCCGAGAGCCGGCCCAAGCCGGACUGGCUCGCAGCCCAACUUGUGAGGAGCCCCCUCCCCCGCCUCCUGUCCGUCCCGUCGCUCGGCUCCCCCCGCGCCGACCACGAUGCUGUCGCCCCGCCGCUGACGAGGCUUGCCAGCUACUCGUUCGACCUGCACGCCAAGGUGCCCUUCCACUCGCUCUCGGUUGCCGACCAAGAUAAGUACUGGGAUGACGGUCUCCACCUGACGGCUGAUGGGUACUGGUGGAUGGGCGGCCACAUAGCCGAUGGACUGCUCCAAAUCUUCGAGACGAUGGGCGGCGGCCAGCAGAAGAUGGCUCCGCAGUGA
Molecule: messenger RNA, 717 nt
Organism: Drechmeria coniospora
Lineage: Eukaryota; Fungi; Ascomycota; Sordariomycetes; Hypocreales; Ophiocordycipitaceae
Exons: 4
Coding region: 1-717 (238 amino acids)
Molecular function (GO): phosphatidylcholine lysophospholipase A1 activity
Source: RefSeq, a predicted model, not a curated record